Truncatella angustata is the source of this 1575-nucleotide messenger RNA. RefSeq names its product major facilitator superfamily-domain-containing protein. Gene Ontology annotation, molecular function: transmembrane transporter activity. The transcript has 4 exons. Gene Ontology annotation, biological process: transmembrane transport. The coding region runs from base 1 to 1575 and encodes 524 amino acids. NCBI's taxonomy places the organism in Eukaryota, Fungi, Ascomycota, Sordariomycetes, Amphisphaeriales, Sporocadaceae. The record is from RefSeq and is a predicted model, not a curated record.
AUGCCCGUUCUACACGACGACAAAUCACCACGCAAGUUAAGCGGUAUCGUCUGGGGAAUCUGCGUCGCAGCCAUCCUGUCUUCUGUCUUCCUCUUUGCUCUUGACAAUACUAUCGUUGCUCUCGUUCAACCAAAGAUCCUUGAAAGUUUUGGCGAGAUCGAAAAGCUGCCAUGGGUAUCUGUGUCUUUCGCCCUUGGUAGCGUAGCCAUGAAUUUGCUAUGGGGAAAGCUCUUUGGCCAAUUCAAUGGCAAGAAGCUCUUUAUCGCCGCCGUCCUCCUCUUCGAAAUUGGCUCUGCCAUCUGCGGUGCUGCACCAACCAUGAACGCCUUCAUCGUUGGUCGAGCUAUAUGCGGUGUUGGCGGUACAGGAAUCUACAUGGGCGCGAUGAACUUGAUAUCUGUCAGCACAUCGACAAUUGAAAGGCCAUUAUAUCUAGGUUUCAUAGGGUUCACUUGGGGUAGUGGCACUGUUCUUGGUCCAAUUAUUGGCGGUGCCUUCUCAGACAGCUCGGCGACAUGGCGAUGGGCCUUUUACAUCAAUCUCUGCAUCGGUGCCCUCGCUGCGCCGGCCUACUUCUUCCUGUUGCCCUCCCAUGACCCGAUGCCCGGCGUUAGUGUAUCGAAGCGAGCGAGCAACAUUGAUUAUGCCGGCACCAUCCUGAUUAUUGGUGCUCAGGUAUCCGGUGUCAUGGCUAUUAGCUUUGGUGGUUCUGUAUACGCCUGGAACAGCGGGCAGAUUAUCGGGUGCUUUGUCUGUGCAAUUGUUCUUUGGAUUUUGUUCAGUCUGCAGCAAGGCUAUUCCAUUUUCACCACCCCCGAACGCCGUCUCUUUCCCGGCGACUUGGUGCGAAAUUGGGAAUUGGACAUCUUGUUUGCGCAAACAGCUGCUGCCAUCUCGUGCGCUUUUAUUCCUAUCUACUUCAUCCCGCUCUUUUUCCAGUUUGUCAGAGGCGAUAGCGCUCUCCAAGCCGGUGUUCGCCUCCUUCCAUUCGUUUUCCUCAUGGUUUUCGCGACCAUUAUGAAUGGCGCCAUCAUGAGCAAGUUCGGCUACUACAUGCCCUGGUUCCUGGGUGGUGGCAUCCUCGUUGUCAUAGGCUCUGCCCUCAUGUACACAAUCACCAUUGACUCCAGUGCCAGCCAGAUUUAUGGUUAUGGAAUUCUGAUAGGCAUCGGUGCUGGAAGUUACUCACAGGCUACGUUUUCGGUCGCACAAGCCAAGGUCCCGGCUAGCCGCGUAGCCGAAGCCACCGCUUUCAUAGGAUUUGCUCAAAUGACGGGCAUUACCCUUGCGCUUUCUAUCGCAACUUCUGUGUUCCUCAACAAGGCCGUGCAGGGCAUACAGGAGGUAGCUCCGGACACGCCGCUUGACGUGAUUCAUGGUGCUGUUCAGGGAGCUGGAAGUUCGUUUUUUGAAAGUCUCAGCAGUGCAGAUCGAAUUGCUGUGCUGCAAGCCAUCGUUCACAGUUUAAAUGACGCGUAUGUCCUAGUAAUGGCAGGAGGCGCUCUGACGGUCGUCCUGGCUAUCUGUAUGAAACGGGAACGCUUGUUCCUAGAAGCUACUGGUGGCGGUGCUUGA